AAUACUCUUCAGUACGAUGUAUCUUACAAACAGCAACUUACCAACCAAUUAACAGCAAUAAAAACCUAGGAACUUCUGACCAUCAACUCAACAUCCUUAACAAAUCAUAACAUAAUUAAGAGCAAUGCAAUCAGCAUACAAGAUUCACCAGGUAACAGACCAAACAAAGUCAAAGAGACACCAAAAAUAAACGGCCUCUCGAAUCCUCAAAGAAGAUAAUCUUGAUAUCACCUUCAUAGGAUUUAGCACUAUAUAAGCACACUUCAACGAGACGUAAUGCAGCACAAAUAAGUAACACAAAUAACUUAAAAGGAGUAAUAAUGGCAUCAAGAAAUGGAGAGUUUCAAACAAAAAAGUUUGCUCUUCCUGUUGAUGCAGAGAAUAAGUCUAUAAAUUUCCCACUCUUUUCAGUAGCAAAGCCUCAUAUGCGAGCAUUUCAUUUAUGCUGGAUACAGUUCUUUUCAUGCUUUCUGUCCACAUUCGCAGCUCCACCUCUGCUUCCAAUCAUUCGUGAUAACCUUAACUUGACCGCCAAUGACAUUGGUAAUGCAGGGAUUGCAUCAGUUUCAGGGGCAAUCUUUGCCCGUGUUGCCAUGGGUACGGCAUGUGACAUAGUUGGUCCUCGACUAGCCUCUGCCACCCUCACCCUCCUCACUGCACCUGCAGUGUACCUAUCUGCUGUUGCAGACUCAGCAACAGGGUUUUUCCUUAUAAGGUUUUUCACUGGCUUUGGUUUGGCCACCUUUGUCUCAACUCAGUACUGGAUGAGCUCCAUGUUUUCUCCAAGAGUUGUGGGUAUGGCCAACGGGCAGGCAGCCGGGUGGGGGAACUUAGGAGGCGGUGUAGCUCAGCUAGUAAUGCCCCUUGUAUAUAGCGUAAUCCUUAAGAUAGGAGCUACACCAUUUGCAGCUUGGAGGCUUGCAUUCUUCAUCCCUGCUUUUUUCCAGAUGACCUCAGCAUUUGCAGUAAUGCUCUUCGGGCAAGACUUGCCUGAUGGGAAUUUUCACCAGCUGCAGAAGUCAGGUGAUAUGUACAAGGAUACCGCGUCAAAGGUUUUGUACCAUGGAAUGACCAAUUACAGGAGCUGGAUCACUACUCUGGGUUAUGGGUUCUGUUUAGGAGUAGAGCUGACAGUAAAUAAUAUCAUUGCCUACUACUUCUAUGACAGGUUUAAUCUAAACCUAUAUAUUUCAGGAAUGAUUGCUGCCAGUUUUGGUAUGGUCAAUAUUUUCUCCAGGCCUAUAGGUGGUGGUCUGUCAGAUCUUAUGGCAAAAAAGUUUGGAAUGAGAGGAAGAUUAUGGGGCUGGUGGAUUGUGCAAGCCCUAAGUGGUGUACUGUGUAUCGGUCUGGGACUGAUUGACACCUUAGGCGCAGCAAUUGCAGUGAUGAUCAUCUUCUCUUUGUUUGUGCAAGCAGCCGAGGGGCUCACAUUUGGGGUUGUCCCAUUCGUCUCAAGAAGAUCUUUGGGAGUGGUUUCUGGUAUGACUGGAGCAGGAGGUAAUGUAGGUGCAGUCAUUACUCAAGUCCUUUUCUUCAGAGGAUCGCAAUACUCGACAGAAAAGGGAAUAACAUACAUGGGUUUUAUGAUCAUAGCAUGCAGCUUUGGCAUAACUUCCAUAUACUUUCCACAAUGGGGAGGUAUGUUUUGGGGUCCUAAAGAAGAUUUUACAGAAGAAGACUACUAUUUAAGGGAAUGGGAUUCGAAAGAACAAGAGCAAGGACUUCAUCAUGUAAGCAUGAAAUUUGCAGCAGGCAGCAGGAACGAAAGAAGCAACAAAGGAAAGUCCGUACCAGAAGCAGAGAUGACCGAAACUCACGUCUGAACCGCCAUCUUAGACUCCAAAAUUAGUACUGUCUUGAGUGUCUUCAGUCGUAUAUUUCUGUUCAUAAGAAAAUGUCAUUAAACUAUUGGAUUAUAGUAAUGCUUUGACAUUUUAAACACCACACCGGAAAAGGAGAGAAUAAGGGCGCUUCAGGGUGCUGUAUGAAUCUAGUAGAUUAAGUAGAUAGAAUUGCAUGUACAAGAUCAUGAUUGUCCUCCUAUUUUAGGACCGUUGUCUUGCUCAAAUGGAUUAUGAAAUAAUCAUUUGUCUUGACGAUUGAACUCAUGAAUUUGAGAAAUACAUUUGAACUUGAUA
Spinacia oleracea (spinach) is the source of this 2138-nucleotide messenger RNA. Its product is annotated as high affinity nitrate transporter 2.5-like. Gene Ontology annotation, biological process: transmembrane transport. Lineage: Eukaryota; Viridiplantae; Streptophyta; Magnoliopsida; Caryophyllales; Amaranthaceae. The record is from RefSeq and is a predicted model, not a curated record. Gene Ontology annotation, molecular function: nitrate transmembrane transporter activity. The transcript has 2 exons. Bases 321 to 1823 code for a protein of 500 amino acids.